Bactrocera oleae (olive fruit fly) is the source of this 2578-nucleotide messenger RNA. Its product is annotated as nucleolin. The record is from RefSeq and is a predicted model, not a curated record. Lineage: Eukaryota; Metazoa; Arthropoda; Insecta; Diptera; Tephritidae.
GUUCCCAAAUGUAAAGCUUUUGACCACAAAACUUUCUGUCGAAGAAAUGGUCUACUUUCAGACUGACAUUUUGUACUUACAUAUGUAUGUAUUUCAUCCCUUAAAAAGAUAUACGUUUAUAAGGAUGCUAUGAGCGCCGAGAAUUGUGUUUCUUGCAACAUUUGCAUGUAGUCAAAGAAUUUCCAUAUACAUACAUGCAUACAUAUGCCAAUUUUUAGUUGCAUAGUACAAAAGCCAUUUGGAUCUUUUGUUUCUUGUGGAGAAAGGACAUGACAAAUAGCGAUAGAAAUAUAUAAAAUUCCUGCAUAACGGUAUGUAGAAAAGACUCAGUCACUGAGCACAACUAAGAGAGUUUGGCAGGAAAAGGAACUGCAUAGAAAAAAAACAUAAAUACGAAUCUCACGGCGAGCCGAAGUGUUGAUGCGAUAAAUCGUAGACGAAACGAAAAGAAAACGGAUUAUUUUGCAAUUAAAAAUUUUUAAGAACAUAUUUGUGAAUUGUGAGUAAUAUAAUAAUCUUAAGCCUAAUAAAGCGAAAAGUGGAAAUUUGCAUUAACGUAAGCAUAACAUUACGGUAGACACUAAUUGAAUUCAAUCGAAAAUUUGCGAAUUCUGCACAACGCCCACACUUCUUGAUACAUUUCCAAUACUAACAGUAUCUGCUAUCAACCAGCAAAAGGAAAAAAAUCAAGCAUCUUUUCCAUAAGUUCUGUAACUCAACUAGAGCAACCAGAAAAUGCGUAGUCGCACAGAAUUAGUGACCACCACUUUCGAGGACUCCGAAGAGGAUUACAGCGAGGAUGAUGAUGACUCCGAGGAGGAUUGGCGUCCGGCCGCCUCAUCAUCGGCCAAUAAAAAUGGCAAAAAGCAAAAGCAAAAUCGUUUGGCUGGCGCAGCAGCGGGCAGCGGUGGUACUAGCAGCAUCAGCGGUGGGGGCAAUGCCAAACGUGGUCGAAAGCGUAAAGGCGCUACGAAUGUGGGUGGUGGUAAGCAGCAAACAGUGGUGGCUAAACGAAAAGCACCCAGCGCUGCAUACGAAGAAAGCGAUGAUGAUGAUGAUGAUGAUGACAAUGAUGAUGAUAUCGAUGAGGAUGAAGAUGCUGUGUUGAAUGAGGAGUUGAGUGAUGAUGAGUUGGACGAUUAUGAGGAUUAUGAGGCGCAAGCAACGACCGGUACAGCACAUGUGCCGGCAACUACAAAGAAGGGUGGUGGUGGUGGUGGUGUUGCAGCAGCAGCAACUAAUAAUUUGCCACCCAAAAAGCAAUUUACGGAUAAAACUAGCACAUCCGCAACGCCUGGUGCAACAGCAGGCUCUUCAGCAGCAGUUCCACAACAUUCGCUUGAGUUGCUACUUUACAAACGGGAUUUGAAUGAGGAUUAUUCCAAAAAUAAUCGUUUAUGCCUGUGGCGAAAGGAUGAUAAUAACUUGUUGCAGAAAUAUAUACGUGUUAAGACUGCACCGGAGGAGCUGCUCUUCACAUCCAGCUCAGUGUAUUCAAGCUGGGAUGACAAACGCUUGUCUGACUUUGUAAGCAUCAAAGUAAAAUGUCUGGAUCCGAAUAAUCGGCGUGUUAAAAUUAUGGACACCGCUGAGCUUAGCAAAUUAGUCAAAGAACAAACGAAAAAUAACGAACAACAAAAGUUGAAUAAACGAAAAGGCAAUGAUGGCGACGAAAGUGAUGAUGAUGGUGCACUCGAUAAUGACGAUAACGAAGAAGAUGACGAUGAAUUGGACACCGAAGAUGAAGAUGAGUUGGACUACGGCGAAGCGGCCGCAUCGAAAACCAAAACAGGCGCCAAAAAGCCGCCACAGAAAAGGGCGCCAACCAAAAGUGGUGUGAAAAAUUUGAAACGAAACGAUAGCACUGAUGAAAAUGAUAAUGAGGAAGACGAGGAAAUCGAUGAGGACGACAUUGAUGACGACGAGGAUGAUGGUGAUGAAGAUGAUGAUGAGUAAAUGUGUAUGUGAAAGCGAAAUUGUAUGAAUUCAUUAACGAUAUAAAAUAAUUAAGCGAUUUUAAUAUUGAAUUAGUAGAGACUAGUAUAGAGCGGGUGACGAAGAGAGCAACGGAAGAAAACGUACACUUAAGCAUUUCAAGUUAUUUAUUACUGAACCUUAACGAUUUUUCAGCAUGUGUGUGUUAAUUUUGAAAUAAUUAUUAAUGAUAUUAGUAUAUAAUAUCGUCACAGUGCGCAACGCAGGUACUUUCAAGGCUGACGGGGUGGUUUAGACUGCACGUGAGCUUCAGUGUGGCAGUUCUCGUGGCGGCUGCUUUGCGAACUUUGACCGCUUUAAACUAUAAACACGCAUACUUACCAUACAGACGAAUACUUCUAAGUAAAAUUCAAGCCAAAUCAAGGUUUAAAUAUUAACGAAAAGUUUUAUUAUAUAUGGAGAAUAAGUAAAGGAGGCUAAAUACUAGACUAAGUUUUGUGUGAUCAACCAUUAUAAAUACUUAAGACUUACCGAAAUCAGUAGAUAUUUAAUUUAAGUUUACGAAUUCGAUUAGAAAAGAUGGAAAUUUUGCCAAAAUACCCAUACAAAUAAAUUUAUAUGCAUGCAUGUAUUUAUGAAAAAA